GUUAUUAUGCAUUACUAAUGAUCUACAGACAGCUCACAUAGAGGCAGAGGGGGCCAGUUAUUUACUGUGUGUUACGUUCUUGCACUCACAGUUAUGUUACUCUGCCAAUGUGUCGUAACAUUGCGAGUGUGGCAUCUAUUUGUUAGCCGUCGCUUCAUUAGGUGGCUGGCGGUCACUGUUUUCAUCUUUUGCUCGGCAGGAACUGUGAUAGUUGCCGGCGACAGGUUCAAUGACAUCGAGGGUGCCAUAUACGAGCUUUCCGAACCAUCGACCACUGAUACUUUGAAGUACCCUUCAUUUGUAUUCGUCAUGUACCUGCCAGCCUUGGUCGUCCAUACGACCAUGCUCUUCCUAACGAUGUAUCGCUUUCGCAUCAGCCCCCCGCAGCAACGUGGGAUUAUCCACCGUCUCGUCAAAGAAGGGAUAAUUAUGUAUGCGUUUGCAGCGGGGACGCUGUUGUACGAAAUUGUCAGUCUUUCUAUGACUGAACCACAGGACGUAUCCAUUUACUAUUCAGCUCUGGUGGGAGACAUAGCAGUAGCAACUACUGUCGUCUCCGUCUGUCGCGCGAUGCUAAGCGUUCGCUCCUUGGCUGCAACUUACCAUGUGGAUCCAGCAUGGUUGCUCAAUCAUGCAGAACUCAGUCGUGUCCAAUGGAAAAGAGGAGCCACUGAAGGAGAAAUUGUCGUUGAAGUCAACGAGAUGGGUGUGUUUUUCCCCUCCAGAUCGCUGGCGUUGCCUACUUGGACAAUAGGAGGCGAAGGAGACUUAAAAAAAUCCGCCGACGUGCAAAAACUCAUCUGACUUGUAUAUUUCGAAUAUGAUUCCCUCGUACAAUACAUUCUUGCUGAAGUAGGACUCAUCAUUACAGCGAGGGUGGCAAGUACCCUGGGAGGAGUUCAAAACAAGGUCAUAAGUAAUUAUUCUACUUAUCUCAAUACUUAAUCGUCAUUCUGCUACAAUUCCGCUAUA
Suillus paluster is the source of this 972-nucleotide messenger RNA. RefSeq lists its product as uncharacterized. Bases 94 to 804 code for a protein of 236 amino acids. The transcript is spliced from 6 exons. The record is from RefSeq and is a predicted model, not a curated record. Lineage: Eukaryota; Fungi; Basidiomycota; Agaricomycetes; Boletales; Suillaceae.